CAUUCUGCUCUUGCUACUCUUUUCUGCUGGUUGGUUGCUUUCGACAUCGGACUUUGACGACGAAAUUCGGAUUCGCAGCCAUCAGCACAAGCAGACAAGAAGUGAUAAUAAUUCGCACAAUUUCACGAAAGUAGUGUUUUCCGUUCCCGAGGGCCAGUUCUGUAGGUUGAAGGUUAAGUAACUCGAAGAAAAUCCCUCCCGGAGAACAGAACCAAGAUGUGGCCAAUCGAAGGUUGCAGUAGCUGAGAGAUCGGAAGAUCACGCGAAAAAUCAGCAUCAGGCAGGUUGAUUCGAAUAAAAGGGAAGGAAGACGUGAAUAAAGUGUGGGGAAAACCUUCGAUCGAAGGCCAAUAAUUACCGACUUUGUGUGGAUUAUUCUGACGCCAGAAAACCCGGAGGCAGAAUCGAUUUCGGCCGAGACCCUUGAUUCUGUCACUUGGAAAAACAGAGUCGUUCGUACCCGUCAUUUCAAGGAGCUCGCAGGGAAGAUUCAAAAUUGAAAUUGAUGAGCGCCGCAACCACCAUCAGUCUGUGUUGAAAUUCCGCAUCAGAUAAUGGCAGAAAAAUGUAUCGUCACGAUUAAGGAAGAGCAGCAGCACCAACAGCAAUGUCCCAGCCCUCUGGGGGAGAUAAAGAAUGAUUCUGUGACGGCGUUGACCGGUACACCUACGACGAUCAUCACUAGCAGCAUCCCAUCAGCGACGACCGCGAUCAGUCUGCCAUCAACGACGACGGUAUCCGCCUCUUCGACUCCCACCCAAUCCGGCACGAUAGACUGCGACGACGAUGACCAGGAAGAGAACGGCGGCAAACCGCGCGAAAAAGGUUGCUAUGCGUGGUUCUAUUCCACAAAUCAUGGCGUCGUUGUUGGGCACUCUACCGGAAACCAGAUUCAUCUGGAAACACCAGCGCUCGAGGAAAAAAGCAACGGUGGCAUGAAUCUAGCGAAACCAAAGCGUCUGAGCGAUGAGUUUUACUCUGCCGACGAUGACUACGACGAGGACGACGACGACGAGAUGAUUGGUGGCGGAGAAGAUGGAGGCAUCGGAAUCAGUAGUAGCAGCAGUGGCAGCAGCAGUUUGACCGGAAUCAGUAAAAGUGUUGGAGGUGACGGAGAUUGCGAAGCGCACGCUAGCUUAAAUGAGAUUAAAAAUCUGAGUAUCACGAAUGGUGGUGCUGAGCUUGGUGAGGAUCGAUAUGAACAGGAUGAAAACUCGAUUUCCGAUCCGAUCUAUAUCAGUGAGGAAACUUCGUCAUGUAGUAGCGGUCACCAACGGAUCAUAGCUGAAGAAGCUUCCGUAAAAGCACAGGAGACUGAAGAGCCAAGUCGGCAACAUCCGGAACAGCCUUUGGGAAUGGAGCAGGAGGAAAUCCCAGAGGACGAAGGUGUUGCUGCGCUGGAAGAUAACCUCGAGGACGAUGAAGAUGACGAGGUGGAUGAGGAUGAUCCUCAUGAUGUGCAAUCAAUCGAUGCAAUCGAACGUCGGGAUUUUGAGCAGGAACAAAAACUGACUGGCGGAAUUAUAAUUAAAAAUAGCGCUUUGAUACCCGAUAACCAUAGACUGAAUUUAGAGGUAAUAAAUAGUUUUAGUAGGAACCGCAACGAUGCAUUGGCGAAAAAAUCUCAGUCUGAGAGCGGCAAAGUUCAGCUUAUAACAACGCCAACUAGCAGUAGACACGCGUACAAGAAUUGUUGUAAUAAUCCAUCUAGUUCUAAUAGCACUAGUAAUAGGGAACAAAACAGUAAUAGUACAACAAAGUCAACGGUAAAAGUUAAUCUGUCAGCUAGUCUAGAUAGCUAUUGUGCAGCUAGUGAAUCCGUAAAUGGACCGGAUAUGGCUGAUGGGCCUUCCUGUUCUUCCUCAAUGGCUUCGUCCUCGUCUUCUUCGGCCUCCAGUAGCAGUAAGACGCAUAAUCGUCAACAACAGCAGCAAUUAGAUGCGAUCUUCAAUAGUAACUCCAAUGAUAGUCUAUCAUCCGAUCGUUCUAUAUUUAUCCCCAACCUGCAAGCUCUGAAAGCAUCUGCCAAGGAUUGCCCAACAGCUCCCAGCAGCAGCGGUGUCAAUGAGCCAGGAACAUCAUCUUCCUCGUCGUCAUCACCAUCACCUUCAUCAGCAAGCUGUUCCGCUGGUCCUUCAACUUCCGGAGCAACCAAAGCACCAUCCGACUGUAGUUUAUCGUCUUGUGCAACAUCGGUCAUAAAGCAAACAGGAGAAUGCAGCAAAAACAUCAACCACCAUCCCAUUCCCUCAACUAGUACUAGUAGUUCCUCGCUGUUUUCCUUUAGUUGUCCCUUUGGAAGCGCAGAUCGUGAAACCGGCGAAGGAUGUAGUAACGGCAAUGUUUCCCUAAGAAGAUUCCCUUCGAAUGGCUCGAAUUUUGCCGAUAACAUUGCCGAUGAAGUGGAACCUUCUAGUUCAUCUCACCGUAUUCGCCAACCACAACUUCAUCACGAGCAUAAUCACAUGGAGGAUCCCCUGUUGGAACCUUCUGAACUAUCGAUGCCACCGGAGCUAGCCGCUUCGGCAUCUGUCGUCGAUCACGAAUGCGACGAAGACAACUGGGCCGAUUGCGAAGAAGGCUCCGACGAAGAAAUAUGCACCUGCCGAGAUUAUACCGAUGAUGAAGGAAACGGCACUACCGGAGCCGGUGGCCAUGCUAGCAGCGAAGACGAACUGCCCUCCAGGGACGUUGAUCUAUCGAGCUUUACUCACAUGGAUGCCGCUGAGGAUAUUCUUGCUCAUGAUCCGAGUACCGGUGGGUCCGGUAGCGCGGCCAAUACUAGCGGAAACAACGCACAAACGCCAAGACUGCAUCGGAAGCGCAAACUUACCGAAAAUCGCAUUCUAUUCGGAAGCGGCGGCUGCCGGACUUCAACGGGAGGAAUGUCGGAGACCACCGGUGGACUGGGUAGCCAUUGCGAUAGCCCUAGUACGGAAUCGCUCAACUACAACAGCCGCAAACGAUUAGCUUUAGAUAGUACCAGCUCGCCACGAACGGUGCGUAGUCCGUCUAAUCUUGCUUCGACGCCCACGACAUCUUCAGCGCUGGGAGAACGGAAGACUCCCCGAAGUGUAAUCCCUACCAAAGAUAAUCCUCCUCCCGAACUGAACGAGUGGCUGCUGCAAUUCCAGCGAUGGACACCAGUCGAGCGUCUGGUAGCUGUCGACAUGCUGAUCGAACGCUGCGAACCAACCCAGGUUCGACACAUGAUGAAAGUUAUCGAGCCACAGUUCCAGCGAGAUUUCAUCUCGUUACUGCCCAAGGAAGUGGCUUUACAGGUCCUAUCAUACCUGGACCCGAAGGAUCUCCUCCGGGCGGCCCAAACCUGUCGGAGCUGGCGUUUCCUAGCGGACGAUAACCUCCUGUGGAAGGAAAAGUGCAAGGAAGCAAACAUCGUCAUGGAUGUGACCGGUGGGGAUCGACCAAAACGAGGUCGCGCAGGCAAUAUGCCACCAAUUUCGUCGCCCUGGAAGGCGGCUUACAUGCGGCAACACAUCAUCGAGAUGAACUGGCGCUCGCGGCCGAUACGUACCGCCAAGGUCCUGAAGGGCCACGACGAUCACGUCAUUACGUGCCUUCAGUUCUGCGGCAACCGCAUCGUGUCCGGGUCUGACGACAAUACGCUCAAAGUGUGGUCCGCCAUCACCGGAAAGUGCCUUCGAACACUGGUCGGUCAUACGGGAGGCGUUUGGUCGUCUCAAAUGUCCGGCAAUAUUAUCAUCUCCGGCAGUACCGAUCGCACUUUGAAAGUGUGGAACGCCGAAACCGGCCAGCUGCUGCACACAUUGUAUGGACACACUUCGACAGUGCGUUGUAUGCAUUUGCAUGGAAACAAAGUCGUCAGUGGUUCCCGAGAUGCGACGUUACGUGUGUGGGACGUAGACGAGGGCACUUGCCUGCAUGUUUUGGUGGGUCAUUUGGCCGCCGUUCGAUGUGUUCAAUACGAUGGUAGGCUAGUAGUUUCCGGAGCGUACGACUACAUGGUGAAGGUGUGGAACCCAGAGCGUCAGGAGUGUCUCCAUACGUUGCAAGGCCAUACGAAUCGUGUCUAUUCCCUGCAGUUUGACGGCGUCCACGUGGUGUCGGGAUCGUUGGAUACGUCGAUCCGUGUGUGGGAAGCGGAAACCGGCAGUUGCAAGCACGCCCUUAUGGGUCAUCAGAGUUUAACUUCCGGCAUGGAGCUCAGAUCGAACAUUUUGGUGUCCGGUAAUGCCGAUUCCACGGUUAAGGUGUGGGAUAUCAUCACGGGACAGUGCUUGCAGACGUUAUCUGGGCCCAACAAGCACCAGUCGGCCGUGACUUGUUUACAGUUCAAUUCUCGCUUCGUGAUAACCAGCUCCGACGACGGCACUGUGAAGCUGUGGGACGUUAAGACUGGAGAAUUCAUACGCAAUCUGGUCGCCCUGGAAUCUGGGGGCUCCGGAGGUGUAGUGUGGCGUAUUAGGGCUAACGAUACGAAGCUGAUAUGCGCUGUCGGUUCGCGUAACGGAACGGAGGAAACCAAACUGCUGGUUCUCGACUUCGACGUAGAAGGUGCCUGUUUGAAAUGCUCAUAGGUUCUGGUUAAGUAUACUCUUUAACAACCUCCCCCUUGAAUAACAGAACCCCCUUUUCUGUGCUUUCCUACUGUCCUUCUCCUCAGUUUUCUAACACUACGAAGAUCGUCCCCGUUGAAAGGACUAUAGUUUGACGAAAGAAAUCAGAAAAAUAGUUAUAAUUGAAAAAAAAAAAACUGAAAAAGGUAUAACAGAACGGUGUAGCGAUAGAGAUGGAAGGAAGUGAAAAAAAUCUAAAGCGACCCUGCCAAAGGGACGCAACAAAAAGUAAAUUUUAUACCAAUAGUAAAAGAAAAAAGUGCUUGAUUAAUAAGGUAAUUUGCCAAUUGAUCAAUCGAAACCGGAGAAACACAUCCAAUACGUUUCAAGUCCUGCCGUACUGUUGAAGUCCUCACCGUGAGCAUUUGUGUUCGCUUUGAAUAUUUGUUAAACUUUGUUUUCUCGUUGAGUUUAACGGAGAUCAAGAUUGUUCACUCUAGCACAUAUGAUUUCCUGGCAGCGCCGCGCGUUGCCGGCAUAAUGCCUUCUUAUAUCUUUUUAUGUUUUCUUUUGAAACAAAUUGGAAUAGUUGAUUUUCUUACAUUUUAUAUUGUUCUUUAAAAAUCUAUCUAUGUGUUGUGAAUCAAAGUGAUUCUUUUCUGCUCUUACGGUGAGCAUCUUUAAACAGGACUACCGUUUCGGUUCCAUUUCUCCUAUUUUGGGUAGCAUUCGAUUCGAUCAAUGGCUUGGAAAAACAUGCUUUAACCUAUUAACGAUACACAGCUUUCGCUUUAGUUUUUAGUAUCCAAUCCUCAAUUUUUGAAGGUGUCGUCGUUGAGCAUAUUGAUUGAACAGGCGCAAACUUAUCUUAAACAAUGGAUUAGAAAUAAUUACAGCAAAGUACGAACUGACCGAUAAAAAUGUUACAAAACAGGCAGAAUUAAACCAAUACCUAAACAAUUAAACACCUUCACGCAAACACACAUAUAUUCUAACAAAAUCACCACAAUCGCAAAAUGGAAAAAAUAGUUGGAGGACAGAAAAUAACAAAUUCGGUAAAACCACAUUACAACAAAACACACGAAAAUCACAAUUAGACAGAAAGGAAAAACCGUGUACAAUUUAGUUAAAUGUCUGUUUAGAAAUUCGAUGUCUCAAAUGUAUAGAUUCCAAUUGAAUGAUCUUUUGUUUUUAUUAUUUAAGUUUUUGCAUCAAUUCAAAGAAAUUUAUCCCUCAUUAGCAAAAUUAUUACCUCUAGGAUUUAUUGUCUGAAAAUUAAUUGCUAUUUUGUUCGAACGCUUUUUCUUCUUUUCUUAGAAAGAAUUCGUUUCCUGUUCAAAAUUCGAGAUAUCUUCAAAAACUUCCUUCAGUUUCUUGUUAAAAUACUAAAUAGACGAAACCACACAAAAAAAAAACAAAGAACAAAUUAACCUCUAAACUGUAAAAGAAAUUAUACGAAAUAUGCGGUAGUGAACUAUGGAAGUGCUACCCAAAAAAAAGUAUGUCGAAAAUCCAAUAAAACAAAAGUAAACACUUUUAGUAAUGCAUUACCAACUAUCGAAACAAAA
Aedes aegypti (yellow fever mosquito) is the source of this 6106-nucleotide messenger RNA. It is a transcript of the gene ago, whose product is annotated as F-box/WD repeat-containing protein 7. Bases 555 to 4559 code for a protein of 1334 amino acids. The record is from RefSeq and is a predicted model, not a curated record. The transcript is spliced from 10 exons. Gene Ontology annotation, molecular function: ubiquitin binding. NCBI's taxonomy places the organism in Eukaryota, Metazoa, Arthropoda, Insecta, Diptera, Culicidae. Gene Ontology annotation, cellular component: nucleus; cytoplasm. Gene Ontology annotation, biological process: proteasome-mediated ubiquitin-dependent protein catabolic process; ubiquitin recycling.